UCACACUCUUACGUCAUUUUGUAUGUUUUGUAGUUUGUAGCAAAAAUGCAUUUUGGAGUUGUUUAUAUUUGAUAUUAUUAUAAAUUUUGUGUUUAAAAAUUAAAUCACAAUGACCAAUAAAUCGGAAGUUCAUACUAAUGGAAAUGGUAAUUUCAAGUAUUUCGAAGAAAUAAAAAAUGUAAAAAAUAUUCCCCGAUUUUGGAGAAGAAUUGAAUUUAAUGAAAAAACUUUUAGUUUAGUUCUCUUCUUUUUUUCUUUAAUUAUUGUUAUCGGCAAAAUAGCCACCAAUUACGGAUAUGUGAACCAUUGGCUUAUUUCGGACAAUGAGAAAUUUCACCGAAUAGAAGAAUUCAAUGUAAAUCAGAGUUUUUUUGAAUUAAACUCGGGAAACAUUGAAUUAAUUGUUAAAUAUGGAUGGAUUAUAAAAGCAAUUCUCAGUGGUUUGGCAACACUAUUUAUUACUUGGUACAUUAUUUACAUGGACAGCAAUAUUCCUGGAAUUAAUCCACCGUCACCUUUUCGAAAUUCAAAAACUAGAUUUAAGAAGGAAUUUGAAAUUUCAACAAAUUAUUUCGUGGGAAUUUUAAAUGGUCUGCUCAUUUUUUUCUACAUGUGUUUUUAAACAUAAAAAUUAGGACGUAAAACUAAAAAAAAGAAGGAAAAUAAACAACUUCAUGUACAAACAAUUCAUCGAUAUUUAUUAUAUAUAUUUAUAUAAAAAAAAAAAAAAAAAAAUGCUUAGUAAGUCAUUAAGUAGAUGAAAAAAAUAAUUUUUUUGUUCAAGUAUGUUCGUAAAAUGUUUAUAUAAAGUAUUUAUACGAAUAUGGUGGUGUGUUAUAUUCAAUGUUUAAUAAAGUUUCUGUUUAAGUAAAUUA
Messenger RNA from Leptopilina boulardi, 875 nucleotides. RefSeq lists its product as uncharacterized. The record is from RefSeq and is a predicted model, not a curated record. NCBI's taxonomy places the organism in Eukaryota, Metazoa, Arthropoda, Insecta, Hymenoptera, Figitidae. The transcript is spliced from 3 exons. The coding region runs from base 110 to 622 and encodes 170 amino acids.